AUGAAGCCUCAAGCACUUCUAGCGUACGGCGCUGUGGCUCUUGCCCAGCAAGUCUACGUCCCUGCUGAAGGGCCAGCUUCACGACCGCAAUGCUCAGCAAACCACACAUACGCAUAUGCGACUGCACUGCCCUCAUAUACUUUCCGAGAGUUCAGCUUCACACAGACCGAGACUGUCCGUACAGCAAAGUCUGCCCCGGCCCCAACUACCACGACAACUUAUGCGCCGCCGUAUGCGUCACUCAGCAGCUUGGUGCCGAAUUUGACGACGACACAAUGGGGCAACUGGAAUUCGAAUACCACGGCCUCAGCCACCGAUUUGACGAACCCAUACGGAAACGCGUCCUGGACGGCUUUUUGGACAGCCGUACCUUGGAGCAACUUCACCACCGGAAUAUACUCUACAACAGUUGAACCAACUCCAGUACCGACCAGCGAGCUCAUUUUGCCACCACCUGAGCCGCUGGCUCCCCAGCAAUGCUACACUUUCCCCAAAGACUUCAUGCUUGGUGUGGCAGCAGCAGCAGUGCAAAUUGAGGGAGCCAUCGCCGACGAGGGGCGGACACCCGUUCACAACGACGUUGCUGGGUUGCUCAACCCAGGUCAAGCGCCAGACUAUACCGCUAUCGAAAAUUACUACUUGUACAAGCAAGAUAUUGAACGGAUCGCUUCCAUGGGCAUCAAGUAUUACAGAUUCUCUAUCCCCUGGACGAGAAUUCUUCCAUUCGUCCUACCAGGCACACCAGUCAACAAGCAAGGUCUCGCGCACUAUGACGAUCUUAUCAAUUUCGUUUUGGAGAAGGGUAUGCAUCCCGCUAUCGUUUUGUACCACAACGACUCCCCUCUCCAGUUCUUCAGUAACAUCAGCGAUGUCUUUAUUAAGCCCGGAACCGGAGGUAUCGGCUAUCUAGAUUCUUGUUUCCAAUGUAGCUACAAGAAUGUGUCCUGGGAGGAUGGUUUCGUCAACUACGGAAAGAUUGUCAUGACACACUUUGCCGACCGCGUGCCGAUCUGGUGGACCUUCAAUGAGCCUCUCCUGGCUUCUCGGAACGGCAAGUCGAUUAACGCUGUAGUCAAGGCUCAUGCAAGACUCUAUCACUUCUACAAAAAGGAGAUUGCUGGAACGGGCAGAAUUUCGCUCACUUUUAGCGACAACUUUGGCGUCCCAAGAAACCCUGAGGAUCCCGCCGACAUCGACGCGGCCAACCAUUUCAAUUCCUUCCAGCUGGCUACCUUUGCAAACCCCAUCUUCCUCGGAAUAGACUACCCCGAAUCAUUCAAAAGCAGUAUUGCUGACUAUGUGCCCUUGAGCGAAGAAGAUCUAAAGUACAUAAACGGAACUGCAGACUUCUUCUCCAUCCAACCGUAUACUGCAACUGUAGUCAGCCCACCGCCGAAUGACACAAUCGCUGAUUGCGCCGCCAACAUCACUCAUCCCAACCGACCUUACUGUGUAACCCAGAGCACUCUCACCAGCACUGGCUGGAAUAUUGGAUACCGAAGUCAAUCCUAUGUCUAUCUGACGCCAAGCUACUUCCGCACCUACCUAAACUACCUUUGGAACACAUGGCGUACUCCGGUCGCCGUUACUGAAUUUGGGUUUCCGGUAUUCGCCGAAGCGCAGAAGACCCAGCCAGACCAAGAAUUCGACAGCCCAAGGAGCUGGUAUUACCAGACAUAUCUGAACGAAGGCCUGAAGGCGAUCUGGGAAGACGGUGUCAAUUUCAUAGGCGCGUUUGCGUGGUCGUGGGCGGACAACUGGGAGUUUGGUGACUACGAUCAGCAGUUUGGUAUCCAGAGUGUCAACCGCACGACACAAGUGCGAAGGUACAAGAAGAGCUUCUUCGACUAUGUGGACUUUGUCGAAAGCAGGAGGCAGGCAGAGUAG
Messenger RNA from Alternaria hordeiaustralica, 1887 nucleotides. RefSeq lists its product as uncharacterized. Gene Ontology annotation, molecular function: beta-glucosidase activity. The transcript has a single exon. The coding region runs from base 1 to 1887 and encodes 628 amino acids. Gene Ontology annotation, biological process: carbohydrate metabolic process. Lineage: Eukaryota; Fungi; Ascomycota; Dothideomycetes; Pleosporales; Pleosporaceae. The record is from RefSeq and is a predicted model, not a curated record.